UUUUUCUGGCAAAUCCUCGGAGACAUUUGCAAUCAGGCUUACAGGUAAGAACUAUGUUGCCUGGGAGUUUCAGUUCAGAAUGUUCUUGAAAGGGAAGACACUUUGGAAUCAUAUCGACGGCAGUUCUUCAAAGCCUACAGACGUUGAGGAACUUGCGCAAUGGGAAACCAAAGAUGCUCGCAUCAUUUCUUGGAUUUUAGCAACUAUUGAGCCACGUAUGGUCAAUAAUCUGCGUUCUUUUCAUACAGCAAAACAAAUGUGGGAUUACCUGAGACGUAUUUAUCACCAAGAAAAUACUGCGCGGCGCUUUCAACUUGAACUUGAAAUCAGUCAAUUCAGUCAAGGCAGUGCAUGAGGAAACCCAGCGGGAUCAAUUCUUGAUGAAAUUGAGACCAGAGUUUGAGACUGCGCGAGCUGGAUUGUUGAACAGAAAUCCGGUUCCCUCAUUAGAUAUAUGUGUUGGUGAAUUAUUGCGUGAGGAACAAAGGAUGGCUACACAAGCUGCUAUAAGUGGGCAGAAAGAAACGGCUGAUUUGGUCAAUCUGGCCUAUGCUGCUCAAGGGAGGAAUCAUGGGAAAGGGCAAUCACAAUGCUAUAGUUGCAAAGAAUUUGGGCAUAUUGCACGCAAUUGCAAUAAGAAAUUCUGCAACUAUUGCAAACAACAAGGCCACAUUAUCAAAGAGUGUCCUACACGUCCAGAAAAUAGAAAAGCCCAAGCAUUUCAAGCUGUUGCUUCAUCCUCUACUGUUAGUCAGUCAACAAUUACUCCAGAAAUGAUACAACAAAUGAUUCUUUCAGCUUUCUCUGCGCUUGGACUUCAAGGAUCAGGUGUCGGGGAAGGUGAUCGCGAAGGGGCCUAAAGUGGGCAGAAUUUUUCCGCUGCAAUUUUCGAUUCCUAGAACUUUGUCUUUAGCUUCUAUUUUAGUUGAGAAUAAGGCUUCCAUUUGGCAUAAACGCUUAGGUCAUCCGAAUAAUGAGAUUUUAUCAACAUUAAUGAAUCGUGGUUUUCUUGGUAACAAAGAUAAAAGUUUCAAUUUUGAUUGUUCUACCUGUAAGUUGGGGAAGAGUAAAGUUUUACCUUUUCCUACAUCUGGUAGUCAUGCUACUACAUGUUUUGAGAUUAUACAUUCUGAUGUUUGGGGUAUUACUCCUGUUAUCUCACAUGCUCAAUAUAAAUAUUUUGUUACGUUUA
Messenger RNA from Papaver somniferum (opium poppy), 1192 nucleotides. RefSeq lists its product as uncharacterized. The transcript has 3 exons. Gene Ontology annotation, molecular function: zinc ion binding; nucleic acid binding. NCBI's taxonomy places the organism in Eukaryota, Viridiplantae, Streptophyta, Magnoliopsida, Ranunculales, Papaveraceae. The record is from RefSeq and is a predicted model, not a curated record. Bases 381 to 860 code for a protein of 159 amino acids.